AAAUAGUAAUUAUGAGCGUUAAAAUUAAGAAAAAAGCCAAAAACGUUGACGCAGACCGAAGAAAAACCUCUUGUAUCCGAUUUUGGGUUCUGAAAUCUAGCUUUUUUGCUUCUUCAAUUCAUUUGUGACAUAAUUCUUUUUCACGGGGUUUGUUGAAUCAAGAGAUGUCGAAUAAUGCAGCAGCAGCAGCAGCAGCAGAAAGGGCAACAAGUGAUAUGCUGAUCGGUCCAGAUUGGGCUAUUAAUAUUGAGCUGUGUGAUCUUAUUAAUAUGGAUCCCGGGCAAGCAAAAGAUGCUCUGAAGAUACUGAAGAAACGGGUCGGGAACAAAAAUCCAAAAAUUCAGCUUCUGGCUCUUUUUGUUUUGGAAACUCUGAGUAAAAACUGUGGAGAGAACGUGUUUCAGCAGAUUGUUGAGCGCGACAUUUUGCAUGACAUGGUUAAAAUCGUAAAGAAAAAGCCAGAUUUAAAUGUCCGGGAAAAGAUUCUUAUCCUGAUUGAUACUUGGCAAGAAGCUUUAGGUGGGCGUGGGGGAAGGUAUCCCCAAUACUAUGAAGCCUACAAUGAACUCAAGUCUGCGGGAGUGGAUUUUCCGCCAAGAGAAGAGAACAGUGUACCACUGUUUACACCACCGCAAACUCACCCUGUUACUUCACAGUAUGAAGAAGCAGCUAUUCAGGCAUCCCUUCAGACUGAGGCUUCUCCUGGACUCAGCUUGUCAGAAAUUGUAAAUGCACAAGGAAUAGCUGAUGUCUUAAUGGACAUGCUUAAUGCCUUGGAUCCCAAGAACCGUGAGGGGGUAAAAGAAGAAUUGAUUGUUGACCUUGUUGAUCAGUGCCGUUCUUACCAAGAACGUGUCAUGACCCUCGUAAACACUACAUCAGACGAAAAGCUUCUAGGUAAGGGUUUGACAUUAAAUGAUACUUUGAUGCGUGUUCUUCGUCUCCAUGAUGAUAUUGCCAAGGGUGUGAGCCCUACUCAGCCUGUUUUGACCGAAAGUUCAGUUGCACCUCUUGUAAAUGUUACUCACGAGGAUGAUGACUCAGAUGAUGAAUUUGGUCAUCUGGCACAUCGGGGACAGAACCGGAACCAAAAUGCUACAAGAACCGCCCCAAUUCUACCACCUCCACCCUCGUCAAAGAGGCCUAUUAGUUAUGAUUCUGGCAUGACGGUUGACUAUCUUAGCGGCGAUACAUACAGCUCUAAAUCAUCAACACCACCGAAACCGGCCUCUCCUCCCCCUCCUUCAGAUGAUUAUAUUAACCCAACUGCUUCACUUUUCGCUGCUGAACGCGCAUAUCCUAAACCCUUAUAUCCUGAAUCCUCAUAUCCCGAACCCACAUAUCCUGAACCGACAUAUCCUCAACCCACAUAUGCUGAACCCACUUAUGUCAUCCCACCACCGCCAGCAAAACAUAGCCAUAGACAGAAUUUCUUUGACCAGAAUCAGACUUCACAUUCUAGCAGCGGUUCUUAUGACAGCUUGACUGGCCAGACCCGAAAUCUUUCCCUUGAUUCCAAAACGCCACCCAAAAAGGAAAAACCUGAAGAUGCAUUGUUUAAAGAUCUCGUGGAUUUUGCAAAAGCCAAAUCGUCAACAUCUUCAUCUUCAUACCCGAAUAGAUCAUUUUGAAUUGAUUGGACUGGUAUAGUUGUUUGAAGUAUAAAUCAUUUAGUUUAUGUUUAAUUAUCGUGUUUUGUAGGUAGAAUGAUCUGUGUUAUGGAAUAAUGUCAACUGGUGUGUUGUUUUGUUUUGCUGUUGUGACUUGGUUUUUGUGAGUAUGUAAAUGUACUUUUUAUUGUUGUCU
Molecule: messenger RNA, 1806 nt
Organism: Helianthus annuus (common sunflower)
Lineage: Eukaryota; Viridiplantae; Streptophyta; Magnoliopsida; Asterales; Asteraceae
Product: TOM1-like protein 4
Exons: 10
Coding region: 165-1631 (488 amino acids)
Biological process (GO): protein transport to vacuole involved in ubiquitin-dependent protein catabolic process via the multivesicular body sorting pathway
Molecular function (GO): phosphatidylinositol binding; ubiquitin binding
Source: RefSeq, a predicted model, not a curated record